Molecule: messenger RNA, 5700 nt
Organism: Symbiodinium natans
Lineage: Eukaryota; Dinophyceae; Suessiales; Symbiodiniaceae
Source: the annotation of a GenBank genome assembly
AUGAGCAGUGACAGUGAAGACGAGGAGGCUGCUAGAGACGUCCGGGGCAACCUCCUGUUCAGCGGAAACCGGGCGCGACUAGAGUACAAGCUGGGGUCCAUCUCUUGUUCCGAAACAGGAGAAACUUCAGCCAUUAUCGGCAUUGCGGAGCUUGGGGGAAGGCUGAUUGUGGGAGUUCCUUGGGCGGCCUGGCAUAAGAAAGUUGCAAAGCGCAAGCUCGAGAAAGGUGCCCUGGGCAAAGCCAUCCUAGUCGACGUGGUUGGGGCCUAUCCUGCUGAUCUUGGUGAGCCCGCAGAAGAGCUGGUUGUUCGGCUAUGGGUAGGAGUUCUUGCCAUGCAGGCGGAGGCGAGCGUGAGCUACCAGCAGGGUGUGGAGCACACCUACAGCUUCGGGGCAGAUGCCCUGCCGUACGGGGAGGCUCUUGUGAAGGUCGCCGACGAGCACUUCGCCUUCACCACGGCAGAGUCUGGUGGAGGGGGCGAGGGCAUGUUCCGUCGUAUGUCCCAGGUCGAGGCGGGCCUGGCCGAGAUGAAGAACCUCUUGCAGGACCUGGUUGCUCAAAAGUCGAGCGAGGCUUCAAAACCGCCGCUGCUGAAGCCGAGGACCAAAAGCAAAGCUGGAAAGAGCAGGGGAGAAGAGCUUGGUUUGCAAGGACUAGAUCCCAGCACAGUUGGCGCUGCCCGUGCGGCUGGCAUAAGCGACGAAGCCCUGAAGGAGAUGGGGAAGUUGGUCAGGGCCAAGAAGACUCGCGCCACCGAGGCCGCAGUCAGCUUAGUCGACCCGCUCGCCGAGUUGGAGGCCGGCUCGGACGGCGACGACGGUGCUGGGUUGGGCUUGGACGAGUUGGAUGGCGUCCUGGAUGGAGCGGAGACGGAGGAGCCCAACAGGAUGGAGAAGGCCAUCUUGCAGCUCACCCGCAUCGUGGGCACAUUGGUGACAAAGAAGAAUCCGGACCUGGACACCGUGCUAGACCAUGGCAGCUUGGGCAGCAGUUCAGAGUCUGGAGGUCUGGGCGCAGGAAAGAGAAGUACUGCGGCCCUCCGCUUUCUGAGCCGAGCUCUGGAGGAGCAGCCGAAGGUCAUCUACGAUGCAGUGGAGGCCCAGCUUCAGAAAGACUUGGGAGGCCUCGCUACUGGAGACUCGAUGGUGAAGACGUGGCUAUGUUCUCGCUCUCGGAUCCAGAACUUUCACACUCAGGUGAGAUGGUCGUGGCAAGUCGGGGCCAUUUGGCAGGAUCUCAUCAACGGCGACGCAGACCGCGCGCGCGCGCGGGCGGCGCUCCUCAUUGCCGCCUCGGAUCAAUCCUCCAUAGAUGGGGGCAGUUGGGUAAUGAGCUCCGUGUCAUUGUUGGAGGCGAUGCCACCUUUCCAGGAAUUUGCAAAACAUUCCUUGCCAGGGCCUGCGGAAAACCAGACAAGCUCCCUUUACGACCCGCGAUGGAGCGAGGUCUUCCUGAGCGCCCUUCGCGAGCGGGACGCUUGCAACGAUGCCAGACGGAAACUUGCUCAGUUGGAGAAAGGAGGCCGACCAACGAAGCCAGACGACAAGGACCUGCCCUGGAGACCUCCGAAAGGAGGGAAGGAGGGAAAAGGCGGCAAGGGCGGAAACGCCAAUGCCGAAAAGUCUGCGAGAGCCCGUUUGAACCAGACCGUCCUCCUGAACUACUUGGCUCUUCUUCUUUUGACCCUCGUCUUUGCAGCGAUCCAGGCUGUCGCGGAGGUGGGCGCGGAUCUCCAGGCCGACCUGAAGACGGCGCCAGUCCUCACCGGCAUGUGCCUGGAACGUGUGCGAGACCAGUUGACCCGCUGGGUGUCUUUCGUGACUUGGUGGGUAGAGUUUUCCAGCAAUCCUUGGACGAUUGCUCCAGCAGAACUUAAGCAGCUGAUCGUAAAUGUGCAAGUCAUCCUGCUGAACUACCUAGACCUGGGUCGUCCCCGCGUAGCCCCCGCGUCGUGUCUUGGUCCUAGGCCUUUGAGCGCAGCUCAGUCCGAGAUUGUGGCCCGACUGGAAUCCUUCCUAGAUGCUUGGUUCACGCUCGGCACGCUGGGGCCAGAAGACAUGGGGCGAACAGCAGGAAAGAUCGAGGACCUUGAAGCCGUCCUCAGCAAGCUUGCGACUUUGGUUGACGGCGCAAGCCCUGACUGCGCCAAGACCGGGACCCUUGGGCAUCUGAAAGGAGCAAAAGUGUCGAGCUUCAAGCCGGUGGAAGCAGGGAGGUUGAAGUUCCGAGGCCUCCCAAACUUUGACCCCAGGCCAUAUCUCGACCCAUUGUCCCUCUACAUCUAUGAGCAUCCUAUGGCAUCUUCCAUGGACCCAGGGGAGUUUGAAGGAGUUGUCCCGAAAGUUCGAGUACAUUGCAGCAGGACCGAGAAGAUUAAGCUGUUCGACCUCUUGGACCAGAGCAAGCGGAUCAGGCUGUUUGAGCCAAGCCAAGUGCGCGAAGGGUUUGGUUCUGGAGUUUUCGCCGUGCUGAAGUCCUUGGAGUUGGAUAGACUCAUUUUGGACUCACGUCCUCACAAUGUACUAGAGACGACACCGAACAGGUACAUCUACACCUUGGGUUCUAGCGAAGUACUUGCGCAACUCCACCUGAGUGAGGGCGAAAACUUGUAUCUGUCAUCAAAUGACAUACGCGAUUUUUACCACUUGUUCAAGGUCAGCCAGGAGAGGGCUCGACGCAACAUUCUUGUUGGCACAGUGGCCCCGAGCGAGGUGUCACAUUUGUCGUGUUUCGAGAACCAUCUCUUCCGGCACCCCAGACUCUGCGUCGGCCUUGCCUGUCUUGCUAUGGGAGACACGCAAGCCGUGGAACUGGCGCAGACCUGCCACUUAGGUCUGUGUCUCCAAAACUCGAUCAUCUCGGCCGAGACCCUGCUGGCAAUGAGUUUGCCGCCUCCUAGGAGCAAAGUGGGAUGCGGACUUGUGAUUGACGAUUUCGUUUCUUAUGCAAUUGAGAGUAGAUGUCCGAAAGAAGUGUUGGCAUCACCUACCAGGGCAGCGGUGUUGGCCGAUGAAGCUCAUGCUGCCUACACACGUGUCCAGCUCAUUCCCCAUGAAGACAAAGCUGUGAGAGAUUCUCUGAGGUGCGAGAUGUGGGGUGUUCUCAUCGAGGGCGACGUGGGCUUUGUCAGAGGCUCACUUAGACGCGCUGCUCCUCUGUGCACCAUCAUUCUCACCAUCUUAAAAAUCGGUGCCGCUACGACAGGUCUUCUGGAAAUCGUGGCUGGAGGCCUUAUCGCUCUUUUCAUAUUGAGACGACGCCUUAUGUCGCUUUUGCAUGAGAUCUUCGCUGCUAUGCGGGGCCGUGAGCAGGAUGAAGCCUUUUGGCUGAGCAAUAAGCUAAAGGAGGAACUCACCAUGCUGGUCGGUCUUGUGCCCACUGCAGUGGUUGAGCUCAGGACGGCGUAUUCCGAAAAGGCGUACAUGGUUGAUGCUUCGAAUUGGGGUGAGGCUGUGACAUCGUGCCAGAUUGGGUGCUUGUUUUCCAAAGAACUUUGCAGGCAUUCGCUCCGGAAAGGAAUCUGGACGCAUCUUCUCAGCCCAGCUCGCGCUCGUGAACGUGGGCACGGGACUUUAGACCCUGCUUUUGAAGUGCCUGGAGGUGAGGCGGACUGCUUCAGAGCUCAUCCAAUUUGGACCACUCUAGCCAAGGCUGGGCGCUUCAAACUAGAGUACUCCAAGGCUGCCCGUUCCCGGCGCCACAUCAACAUCGGAGAGCUCCGCUCAUACUUAAAGGCUGAACGGCUCGCUAAAGUACCUGGUAAAGCGACAAGAGCAUGUGUGGGAGGCGACUCCCAAGUCACCUUGGGGGCAGUCCUCAAGGGCAGGUCAGCCAGUGCUGCCCUCAACCAAGAGAUGCAGAAGUCGCUACCGCACGUUAUAGGCUCAGGGCUCUAUUCUUUCAGCAUGUACUGCCCGACAUCCAUCAAUCCUGCUGACGGGCCAACGCGAGGUCGUGAUGUUCCUUCUCCACUUGAAGAACUUCCGGACUGGUGGGAGUCGGCGUUGACUGGGAAAUUCGAGGGCAUGGCUGCUGAACGUGAAGUCCAAAUGCAACUCGGAAAGAAGUACCUGACGAAGCUCAAACAGAUCAGGACUGGCAGGCAAGAGUGCCAGGCGCCGGAACUAGAGCCACCGUCUCAAAACACGGAUUUCAUGUGCAAGUUGCUGAAUGCUAAAGGGCAGCUUGUGCUACCUGCCGGUCGCGUAAAGGGAGAUUGCGUCGGACGGCCAGGAUACUUAGAUCUGUUCUCAGGCACCGGUGGAGUCGCUCGAGAACUGGCCAGACUCUCUGGCCGGUGGGUUUUGAGCUACGAGAUCAAGAAUGGCUUAGACCAGGACCUGCUAGAUAAACUUGUGCAAAAGGAAAUCUUUGGCCUUUUGGAUGCAGGAGCCUUCGUUGGGAUUGGGGCAGCGCCUUCUUGCGCUUCUAUGUCCCGGGCUGUCGCUCCUGCUGUCAGGACUCAUGCGUUCCCGGAAGGUCUCCCUCACUUAACCCCGGCCCAAGACAAGAAGGUUAAGGAGGGAAACGAGUUCGCAAGGUUCGUGGGCAAGUUGGGGAUUCAUGCUCAGCGUCUAGCAAUUCCCUUCUGGAUUGAAAAUCCGAGCUGCUCCUUCCUGUGGAUGCAACCAGAGAUGAUCACUGUGCAGGGCUUGCCGUUUGUGGGCUUUUGGGUUUUUGAUUGUUGUGUCUACGGCACAGCUUGGCGCAAACGUACGCGGGUCCUUACCAACACUGGGCUAGCCUGCCAGAAGACAUUUUGUCGCGGCUGCAAAAGACACCAGGUGCUCAGAGGCGUGCCACUGGUAGGUGCCAAGACUGAGAAGCUGGAGAAAAGAUUGUGGGAAGGUUUUCUCGAGUGGAUCGCCGAGGACUGUAAGCCAGAUAUGGUCAAGUUGCUCACCUCCUCCGCUUCUACAACCUCCACGUUGCUCCAAUUGUACGGUGAGUACCUUUUCGAGGUCGGUGCGCCGCUCAGCUCCUUUAGACACUUAGUCACUUUUGCUCAAAGGCUGUAUCCCGAUUUCAAACUGCACUCCAAGCCCUGUUGGGAUCACGUAACAAAAUGGGAGAUAGUGGAACCUUUGGUGCACAGAGUUCCUCUACCUGAGCGGCUCUGUGAAGCUAUGGCUGCAGUGGCGUUUGCGUGGAAGUGGCCUCGUUUUGGGCUUGUCCUCCUCAUCGCGUUUUAUGGGAUCCUUCGAAUAGGCGAAGUUGUCUCUGCUUUCCGAAGUUCUUUGGUGCUUCCUUCAGAUCUUUUGUCAGACAAGCUGGAUAAGUUGUGCAAAAAGUUCAGAGCCCUUGUUUCCUUUGUCAGCCCAGACAUUCAGAAGACGGUGGGACCAGAAGUGGUGGAGGCAGUCUCCGACUACGCGGUCCUGGAGUUUGCGGCUUCCGACGUGCUCUUCGGUUACCCGUUUUUCUGCUUCGUCGGCUACACGAAUCCGCUUUUCGCCUCCGAGACCUUCGAGCUUCCCAGUGCCGCAGCCGAAUACCGGCCGUGCAAAACUUUUCAGUGGGCAGUCUCCGACUACGCGGUCCUGGAGUUUGCGGCUUCCGACGUGCUCUUCGGUUACCCGUUUUUCUGCUUCGUCGGCUACACGAAUCCGCUUUUCGCCUCCGAGACCUUCGAGCUUCCCAGUGCCGCAGCCGAAUACCGGCCGUGCAAAACUUUUCAGUGGGCACCGCUUGCGCAGUGA